AACGUAUCAACAUGGCUCGUUUCGAUACCGAUCUAAAUUGAGAGCGUGCAGAUUUCUCGAGUGUACACAACGAGUGCAAUUCGUAGCAUGUCACACAUACAUCGUAUUUGACAUGUCUGCGUAUGAUCUGAAAGGGGGACUGUCAAAGCGUUAGUUGCGAACAUCCGGGCGCAGUAAUGGGCUUGAACAACGAAAUUCCCUCUCCAACAAUCGACGUCAUCUUGAACGAUCAACACAUUGUGACACAUUGAAAACGUAAAAACGCGACAAAACUAUACUGAGAGACAGUUACGUGCCGGUAGAUAGUUACGUCGGAGCGAUUUAUAACUGAUUCUACAUGUUUGUAUUUUCCCCGACUCUCCAUUAAGGCAAACUGGAAGAUUUUCAAAAACAUGGUUGUUGCUAUCUUAUCGGGAGACUUAUUCAAAUAAUGCAAUUAUGGAAACGUCGGACAACUCAGUAGAACCUGCUAAGGUCGCCGAGGAAAGCGAAAACUGUGAGGAGAAUAUCAAAGGCUACGUAGAGCCUAGAUUUGAGUGUCCUAUAUGUCUAACAUGGCUACGCGAUCCAGUUUUAACAUCUUGUGGCCAUAAAUUUUGUUCUCAGUGCAUUUACACUUGGCUUAAGAAAGAAGGCGCUUGCUGUCCAGUUGAUAGUCAACCUUUGAAAUCUGAAAACCUUUUCCCAGAUCUUUAUACCACUAGAGAGAUAUCUCAGAAACGUACAAGUUGUAUUUAUCAGCAAUUUGGUUGUCAAGUAAAAUUGUCUCCUGUGGAUAUGGAAACGCAUAUCACUCAGUGCACAUAUAAACAAGAUAUUUCAGAGCCUCGAGUACAAAAUAGCACUAAUGCAAUGUCUGUGGAGUCAAAAUUAUGGGAUCCACCUCUAAAAAAUAGGAUACAAGUUGCAGACAAGGAAGAGCCUUCUCCUGAUUGGCAACAAUUGCUCAAAAAUCUAUAUGAAAGAAUAGUAGUUUUGGAACAAGAAAACCGGGAGCUCUCUAUAACAGUAUCUAAUCAGAAAAAUCAGCUAGCGGCUAUGUGUCUACGAAAUUGUAAUGGAGUUUAUAUAUGGAGACUGAAAUCUUUUCAAGAAAAACUCGACGCUAUGACAAACGAUCCACAAAAAAUGUUCUAUAGUCCAGGUUUUUAUACAAGUCCAAACGGAUAUAAGAUCUGUGCGAGGAUUAAUAUAUCGUCCAAGAAUCACGAUUAUCUGUCUUUUCUUUUACAUAUUAUGAAAUCAGAAAAUGACGAUGCUUUGGACUGGCCGUUUAAUGGUACAAUGUUUUUUGCAUUGGUACAUCCACAAAAUUCGGAAAAAAAUAUAUGUGAAAAGACAUCGUCAAUAUCAGGUCUUGAGGCAUUCCAAAAACCCAUGUGUGAAUUGAAUAAACGUAGCUUCGGUUAUACAGAAUUUAUAUGUAUACGCGACAUAACUGAUUUUCUACAGCACGAUACUUUAAUUUUUAAAAUUGAAGUUUACCCUAUAUCUUAUAGAGAUAACAUCAAAUAGUUAUUAUGAAUUGAAACAUGAGUAAACUUU
This is a messenger RNA of Trachymyrmex cornetzi, 1545 nucleotides long. RefSeq names its product TNF receptor-associated factor 6. The record is from RefSeq and is a predicted model, not a curated record. Bases 439 to 1515 code for a protein of 358 amino acids. Gene Ontology annotation, molecular function: ubiquitin protein ligase activity; metal ion binding; protein binding. Lineage: Eukaryota; Metazoa; Arthropoda; Insecta; Hymenoptera; Formicidae. Gene Ontology annotation, cellular component: plasma membrane signaling receptor complex. The transcript is spliced from 6 exons. Gene Ontology annotation, biological process: innate immune response; regulation of canonical NF-kappaB signal transduction; protein ubiquitination.